Aureobasidium pullulans EXF-150 is the source of this 969-nucleotide messenger RNA. RefSeq lists its product as uncharacterized. The transcript is spliced from 3 exons. The record is from RefSeq and is a predicted model, not a curated record. The coding region runs from base 1 to 969 and encodes 322 amino acids. Lineage: Eukaryota; Fungi; Ascomycota; Dothideomycetes; Dothideales; Saccotheciaceae.
AUGUCUGCGCCUACUGCCAACUUUACAGUCAGUACGACGGCCUUGAUUGUACCUGCAGUUUUCCUUUCUUUUGCUAUCUGUUGUGUAGGGUUGCGUGUAUACGUACGAACUGGGUUGUUGCGUUCAUUCCUGGUUGAGGACUGGCUUUGCAUACUGACCUUGAUCUUCUUCUCCGCUCAUGCAGGACUGCUUUUCGGUAUUGAGGCGUCACUGGCCACGCCGAAGCCUAGUCUGGAAGUCUAUGAAAAGAUCAUCAAUAUUGUCAUCUCUGACGUAGUCAUCUACCUCUGCGCGUCCAUCGCACUCAAACUCUCACUGGCGUUCUUCUUCCUCCGCUUCGUCGUUGAGCGAUGGCAGCGCGUUCUUAUCUAUGUUUUUCUCGCCAUCUUCAUCGCCAACAGUGUCUCUUCGAUUUUCCUGGUUCUUUUCUGGUGCUCUGAUCCAACCAAAUACGCCAUGAAGACUAUUAUGGGGCAAUGCACGGGUACCAAUCCUGCUCUCAAUGCAGCAAACAUCCUCCAAGGCACGCAGAUGAUCAAGCGAGAGAAAGCCAUCGUCGCCGGUAUUUUCGCUUUGGCGGUCGCCGGGUCUGUGGCUGCUAUCCUGAGAGCUGUAUAUUGGCCUGCGCUUGUCAAAGGAACACUGUCUGGCUUUCGCAAAGGAAUGAUGUGGUCUACGAUAGAGAUUGGCGCUGGUAUCAUUGCUUCUUCUGCAGCGACGCUUCGACCACUGUUGAAGAAAGUAAACUUGGGCAAGAAUUGGAGCAGAAAAUCGAGGAGUGGAGUUGUCAGCAACGAAGCUAGCCUUCCUGACUCCGAGAAGGGGUUCGAGAAAGAAGUGGUAAAAGUCAAAUCGGCUGGCUCUGGAAGUCAAUCUGGGAGUGAUAGCAAGGAGUGGUGGGAUGCUGAAGUUGUGUCGCCCGAAGCAGAAAUAUUGACGGAAGCAGAAGCUUUACGGCUGCAAGCGUGA